This is a messenger RNA of Lepisosteus oculatus (spotted gar), 1267 nucleotides long. RefSeq names its product ATP6V1F neighbor (gene atp6v1fnb). NCBI's taxonomy places the organism in Eukaryota, Metazoa, Chordata, Actinopteri, Semionotiformes, Lepisosteidae. The record is from RefSeq and is a predicted model, not a curated record.
AUAAGAUUUGGAUUAUUUUAACCGUAAUUCUGGACGUUUCCCGCAGCAGCUGAGAAACUUACAGUACAAGGUCUACAAAACUAGACAACUUCGGGACGCAGAAGAAAACGAAAUAAGGUGCCAGGCUAAGAAACCCUGUGUAUACAUAAUGUACCAACACUGCACAAAGUCAAAGCAAAACCAAAAAAGGCUUGCCCACCAGAAAGUCUGAACCAGAAAUUUCAGAUAUAUACUGUAUAGAAAUAGAAUCAGCAGAUGUUAUUAUUUGAAAAGGCCAUAUAGAUGUCAGGACUCCUACAGUGAAGAGUAGACCUGCCAUUGUGAUGUGAAAUGUUGCCCUUAUAUAGCAACAGGUCUCCAGGGGGGUCAUAAAAGCAUCAUCUGGGAGCACAAUAAAGACCUGUGGACUUCACUGUUGGCAUCAAAACUACAGUUGCCAUCUCUGAACUACAGAACAGAUUUUGGUGACAGUGUUUUGAGAAGUUACAGUAGCAUAUACUGUACAGUACAGGUACAUAAGGCGGAAAGUCACACGAUAAAUUUUAAAAUAGAAUAAAUCAAAAGUGAACGUUUUAAAUAGACUAGAUACCUACAGGAAAGAUAACUUACAGCGAGGAAGGAAACAAAAUAAACCCCGAACAGAUGGCUCGAGAAAUAAACAUGGAUUCACAGCGCCAGGAAUUCUGGAAAGAAGCAAUACUCAAAGAAAACCUUAUCAGGCUUAACUGGCAGAAGGAUUUCUGGACAAAAAACCCCCGAGUCAAGGCAAAGAGAACACCAGCCAAGGAGAAAAGACUGAAACUGCCACGCAUUGAUGCUCCUGCAAAAAAGGAAACAAAUGUAAAAAAAGAAAGCAAAAUAGAAAAUCUGGUGGAAGCGGAGACCAAAAAAACUACAGAGGAGGUGCUAGAGACUGGAGCGAUGCGACCUGUCUCAAGAGCAACAAGGGAAGUAUUGUAUCAAGGUAUUUCUAAAGAGGAGACAGGCCGUUACAAAUACCUACACCUAAGAAAACAGCAGAAGCCGGAGGAAAAAUAUGUUUACCCAGUAACUAGUAAUUGGCAGUACGGAUGGCAAUUAGGUGAUAUGACAAAGUAUGGUGCUCCAGUUUAUGGACUUACAGCAAUUAUGAGAGACAGUUUCUUCAGAAAAAAUGGAAUCUUUCCAGAAACAUCCAACAUAGUUGGAUAAAUCAAACCCUUGGAGAACACCAGCAACUGAAGACAAACACCACAGCUAACAUUAAAACAAUUAUUCUUGCAUCUUU